Desarmillaria tabescens is the source of this 1761-nucleotide messenger RNA. Its product is annotated as peptidase S10 serine carboxypeptidase. The record is from RefSeq and is a predicted model, not a curated record. Gene Ontology annotation, biological process: proteolysis. Gene Ontology annotation, molecular function: serine-type carboxypeptidase activity. Gene Ontology annotation, cellular component: fungal-type vacuole. The transcript is spliced from 14 exons. Bases 59 to 1489 code for a protein of 476 amino acids. Lineage: Eukaryota; Fungi; Basidiomycota; Agaricomycetes; Agaricales; Physalacriaceae.
CUUAUCUCUUUCUCGACCAUGAGAUGCGCAGUUUUCUUGUUUUCUCUGUUGCCGAUCUAUGUAUUUUCUAUGCUUCAGACUGCCCUUGAAUGAGGGUUUGGCGUCAUAUGCACUCGAAGGUGCUCAACUGUCGUCUUUACAACUGGACAAAUUCACUGUUGUAUCUCAUCCCAGGUAUCCUGGACAUCGUGUACGUGUCAAGAAGACAAGUUUUUGUGAUUCAACAGUCAAUGCAUACACGGGAUAUCUGGAUGUCGACCAAGGGGCGAAGCACAUAUUCUUCUAUUUCUUUGAGAGUAGGCGCAAUCCCGACAAAGAUGAUGUUAUGAUGUGGAUAAAUGGAGGUCCUGGAUGUUCGUCUUCAAUGGGACUUCUCAUGGAAUUAGGUCCAUGCAGCAUCGAUAUGGAUGGAUCCUCUUCCAAUGGGACUGUUUGGAACCCUUACUCUUGGAACGAAGUUGCGAACAUCUUUUUCCUCGAUCAGCCUGUGGGAGUAGGUUUCUCAUAUGCGGAUUAUGGGGAGACCGUACAAACGACUGAGGCCGCUGCUAAGAACGUUCACGCGUUCGUCACAAUCUUUUUUGAGACUUUCAAACAGUUUUCCGGUCGGAGACUUCAUCUCUCUGGGGAAUCGUACGGGGGCCGUUAUCUCCCGGUGUUUGCGAGUGAGAUAUACGACCAGAACCAGAUAGCAAAAGUUGAAGGUCGCCCGACGCUGAAUCUUCAGAGUGUGCUGAUUGGUAACGGCAUUACGGAUAUUUCGACUUUAUACGCGGGAAGAUAUGAGAUCGAGUGUGGUACCGCUGCUCUCGAUGUUCCUUUUCAAUCUAUAAAGACCUGUGUUCGCAUGAAAACUGCCCUGCCACGAUGUCAAUUGGCCAUGCGUCAAGGCUGUAUAGAAUCCUUUGAUACCAUUAACUGUCGGGCAGCAGUCAACUUUUGUGAUUCUGAACUAUCAACAGGGAUGUGGGCCAGUGGUCGCAAUGUGUAUGAUAUCUCCAAGAUGUGCGUUGGAGACGACCUGUGCUAUGCUGAAAAUACAGCUAUCAAGAAGUACCUCGAUUUGCCCGAAACUCGGAAAUUACUGGGUGUGGAGACGCCAUACAACUUUUCUGCGUGCUCUUCUAUGGUCGGCCAGAACUUUAAUGCGCAUAUGGACAAAUGGGCCGUACCGACACAAUAUUAUGUCGCUGGCCUCCUUGACCGAGGUAUCCGGGUAUUGAUUUACGCAGGAACUUAUGAUUGGCAGUGCAAUUGGGUCGCGAAUAAAUUGUGGGUUGAUGAACUGGAAUGGAGCGGGAAGAAAGAAUACACUGAAGUCCAGUGGGAAGAUUGGUUUGUUGGGGGUAGCAAGGCGGGUGAAAUCAAGCAAACAACGUUGCUGACGUUUGCGAUGGUUCGAGGAGCUGGACAUAUGGUCCCGCACGACAAACCUGCCGAGUCUCUCGCCUUGAUCAGCCAUUGGAUAGCCAAUGGACACCUUUGGUGAUGAUUGAUGAUGGCGUGUCAGAUACCAGCCAAUCAAUACUAACCGCGAUUACAAUGUCCGACCACACCGUCCCGAGGUUACACGCUGGUCGGAAGGAUGGCGCGAUCUGAUUGCGGGAGCUGAGGACCGGAUUGAAUUUUUUUUUCUUAUUCAGUUGUCCUGAGCUCCUCCUAUCCAUCCAUGAUCAUAGUUCUCAGGGUCCUAGAACACUUUAUAACAAAGCGAUUGUUGAGCCCUGGUAGAUCUUCUCUUGGAUAACUUCGCUUGGACCA